Molecule: messenger RNA, 1245 nt
Organism: Tribolium castaneum (red flour beetle)
Lineage: Eukaryota; Metazoa; Arthropoda; Insecta; Coleoptera; Tenebrionidae
Product: engrailed
Exons: 2
Coding region: 96-950 (284 amino acids)
Biological process (GO): multicellular organism development; regulation of transcription by RNA polymerase II; neuron differentiation
Cellular component (GO): nucleus
Molecular function (GO): RNA polymerase II cis-regulatory region sequence-specific DNA binding; DNA-binding transcription factor activity, RNA polymerase II-specific
Source: RefSeq, a predicted model, not a curated record
CUAUUUUGAAAACUUACUCAGUUUGACAGCGUACUUUUCGAAGUAAACACUUGAUCCAGUGCAAGUGGCUGAGUGUGGUGAACUUAUGACCGAGGAUGGCGUUCGAGGACCGCUCCAGCCCCAACACCACCGACGAUGCCUCCCAGAUCAAAACCCCCAACUCCCCCGAGUCCUCCCGGACCUCUCCCUACACCUGCACCACCCUCUCGCAGGACUCCCCCAAGGGCGACUUCUUCCGCAUCACCUCCUUCGCCCUGUCCAGCCCCAGGGCCUCCCCAUCCCCGCCGCCCCAGCCCGAGCCCGUCAUCCAGACGCUCAAAUACUCCAUCAGGAACAUACUAAAGCCCGAGUUCGGGAAAAACGCCGUUCUUAAAACACGCACCAAGAUUGGCUUCAAGCCCUAUGAGAUUAAAGAGGACGUCAAACCCUUCUCGACGGCGCCGCUGGGCAGCCUGUGCCAAGCCGUGUCGCAGAUCGGGAGUCCGGAGCCCGUGGCGAGGCCGAAGAGUCCGGUAAAAGGGCUGUUGCCCACUCCGGACGAUAUCAAGAAGGACGAGGGGUCGGUGCCCACCUUGUGGCCCGCUUGGGUCUACUGCACGCGGUAUUCGGACCGGCCCAGUUCAGGGCCGCGCUCGCGCCGCAUGAAAAAACCGUCCAAACCCAACGGUGAGGACAAGAGGCCGCGGACGGCUUUCUCCAGUGCUCAACUGGCACGCCUCAAGCACGAGUUUAAUGAAAAUCGAUAUUUAACCGAACGGAGGAGGCAGCAGUUAAGUGCCGAGUUGGGUCUGAACGAGGCACAAAUCAAAAUUUGGUUCCAAAAUAAGCGAGCCAAGAUCAAAAAAUCCUCGGGUCAGAAAAACCCACUGGCGCUGCAGCUGAUGGCGCAGGGACUCUACAACCACUCGACAGUGGCGUGCGACGAGGACGACUUGCCCCUCUCGUCCUAAAGGACUUCAUAGCUUCUAAGCCGAUCUCAUUGUAUUUAUUUGUACAAAUUAUUUAGGUGCAUUAUUGUUGUGUAAAUAUUGUAGAGAGCGAAGGCAAAUCUCGUAGUUGCGUAAUUUAUAAGCCAUUAUUGCUUGAAAUUUUGCGUGAAAAUAACACGAGUAGUUAUGUAGAUGUAGAUCGCUGUGUAUGAUAAAAGCCUUAAAAAUAGACUGAUUAAAUAUUUAGAUUAUAGCAAAUUGUGCAAUGUUCUCUUAAGACUUUCUUGUAUAUAUGAAAUAAAUAUUGUUCUUCCAU